GGGGAAAUCGGAUUCAAGUGGUUUGUGGGAGAGUUGAAAAUGGCGUUGAAAGCAGCUUGUUAAAUGAAUAACAACCAAGUUCCUUCGAAAACUUUCAAACGAAACGAAAUUAUAAGCGCAAUUGACGGCGCUGGUUGUUUUGGGGAAGGAGAUGAGUCUUCUUUUGAACAUACACCACCACUCACAGUGGCAGAGAGUUCGUCCUCCAACCUUUCGUCAGACCACAUAGACGUGGAAUGGGGUAUGGACGGAGAGCCAUGGAUGGACGCAGGGGAGGACGACUCUCUUGUUGCUCACCAGUUCGUUUUCAGAAAAUUGCUUGAAAGAAGGCUUUGGCACCGAAAACAAGGAAAUAAGUCAAGAAAGAGAGACGAACUCCUUGCUGUAGAACACCCUUCGGUAACCGAAGGAGAAAUACCUUCGUCUGUUGAACUGUUCAGGGAAAAAGUCAAAGAAAAGGUGGAUUCUCCUUAUAUUUAUUAUUUUGACGCCGCUCUUAUUGGGUUCAAUUUGUUGGUAUUUUUGGUAAAAUAUAUUACAAUGUACAAACUCGCUUGGUCUCACUCGUUCACUUCUCGUUUGGUUUAUUUCAUCGAAACUUGGAUUCAGUUGGGACUCAACGUUGCCAUGUGGUUUUUCUUUUUGGUGGAAACUGCAGUUCGGAUGUGGGCUUGGGGCUUUUUCAGCUAUUUUGAAGAUAAAUUCAACGUUGCUGAUUUCAUUACAGUGGUUCUGUUGACAGUUCCUACCUUUGUAGAGCUUGGUCUUUAUAGCGUUGAUUCUUUGUAUACGUUGAAAAUAGAACACCAGUGGAAAGUACAAUUGGCACAAGUAUUUACUGUCGUCAUGGCAACUUUGCGCUUGGCAACAAUGAUAAGGAUAGCAACGGUGAAGGAUAUUCGAAGACAAGCACAUCGUUCAGCAUUGGAACUCAAAGAACAGAUGGAAGCAAGGGGUAUGGAGGAAAAUUGGAAAAUCUCGGAACAUGAAGUGGAGUUCGGAAACCAAAUUGGAGCAGGUUCGUUUGGUGUUGUACAGCUUGCAUUAUGGCAUGGAACACUAGUUGCAGUAAAGACUUUGGACCGUGUGCAAAUGGACGAAGAUUCUUUGAGUAUAUUUGAGAAAGAAGUGAAGAUCAGUUUGAUGCUAAGACAUCCCAACAUUGUACUUUUUAUGGGAGUAGUUUAUCGCCAAGAUGGAGCUCUAUCUCUGGUUACUGAAUAUUGUGACAAGGGAGAUUUGAGACGAGUGAUACAUAACAACCGCAUUCGCAUUAGUACCGGUCUUCGAAUGAAAUUUGCCAUAGGAGCAGCUCAUGGUCUGGCUUAUCUUCAUAGUAGAGUGCCACCCAUAGUACAUCGAGACUUGAAGAGCGGCAAUUUAUUGGUAGACUCUGGUUGGAAUGUGAAAAUUUCGGACUUUGGUUUGAGUAUUUUAAUGGGUGCCAUGCGUAUAGAUACCAAUGUCGUGGGUACUUUGCAGUAUACCGCUCCAGAAGUCCUUCGCAAUGAAAAGUCAACACCAGCCUCAGAUAUUUAUAGUUUAGGAGUCAUUUUUUGGGAAUUGGGAACAAGAGAAGUACCUUUUAAGGGUAAAAAUAGAUAUGAACUUUUCAUUGGAGUUGCAGAAUCUGGGUUGAAACCUGAUUUUGAGUUGUUAACGCUUCGUGCCGGAAAGGAGUAUACUGCAGUGGUUGCACAGUGUUUGGCAUUUCAUGCUGAAGAACGUCCCGAUAUCGAACAAAUUAUUGACUUGUUAGACGUGUUAGUAGAAGAGGAUAAAGAAAUUGCUUCUAAUCUGGCGAAGAAGCGAUCUCAGUCACACAAGAGGAAGUCAAACUCUCAUGAGCACUUUUGGAGACAUUCGUCGAGUCCUCCACGGAAGUCAGAUUCCUAUUCGGAGGAUAUGGAGAACGGUUUUAUAAAUGGCUCCCAUAUGGAAGGAGUAUCAUAGUUGUCAUUUGCCAUAUUUGGGGGUACUAUCACAGCAUUAGG
Galdieria sulphuraria is the source of this 1994-nucleotide messenger RNA. Its product is annotated as serine/threonine protein kinase. Bases 64 to 1953 code for a protein of 629 amino acids. The record is from RefSeq and is a predicted model, not a curated record. Gene Ontology annotation, molecular function: protein kinase activity; ATP binding. NCBI's taxonomy places the organism in Eukaryota, Rhodophyta, Bangiophyceae, Galdieriales, Galdieriaceae. The transcript has 5 exons. Gene Ontology annotation, biological process: protein phosphorylation.